Messenger RNA from Aspergillus saccharolyticus JOP 1030-1, 390 nucleotides. Its product is annotated as ankyrin repeat domain-containing protein. The record is from RefSeq and is a predicted model, not a curated record. Gene Ontology annotation, molecular function: protein binding. The transcript has a single exon. The annotation marks the transcript as partial. Lineage: Eukaryota; Fungi; Ascomycota; Eurotiomycetes; Eurotiales; Aspergillaceae.
AUGGGAUUCCUUGAGAUUGUGGUAUUGCUGGUCCGCCGCGGGAGCUCAGUCUCGAGCAAGUCGGCGCGAAGAUUGACUGCGUUGCAUCGGGCAGCAGGUCGAGGUUAUACCAGGAUUGUCGAGUUCCUGCUUGAGGAACAAGCCCCUUUAGACGCAGUAACGUAUGAUUUAUGGACACCGCUCCAUGGAGCAUCGUCCAGCGGACAAACUGAGGCUGUGGAAGUGUUGCUGCAGCACGGGGCGAAUCUUCAUCAUCAGAGUCUAGACAGAAAGACUGCAUUGCACCGUGCUUGUCAAGGUGGACAUAUCGCGACUGUACAAGUGCUCUUGCAGCACGGGGCCGACAUCAUGAUUCAGGAUGGCGAUGGUAAUCUUCCUUUGCAUAUCGCA